AUGGCCUGGAGCAACGAGCCCAAAGACGGCCAACAUGACUCGUCCACUAAUGCUCCCUCGCAUCCUAAUGGCAGCUCCAAAUCGGAAUCCGCGCAGUGCGCUAUUUACGCUGUCACGGCCGGCGAAUCUGUCAGCGACGUGAUUGACAUGGGCCGAGUCCGACCUCACUUUCCUGUCCUCAGUGGGAAGACUGUGCCGUUCAACAACGCAGCAGGUACCGUUGUGCUCAAGGAGGCCAUAGAAGCGGCGAGCGACCUCAUGAAUGGAAUGCCAAUUGACCACGGACUCGGAGAUCCACGAAGCACCGCAGCCCGGGCUGAAUAUUCGAACAAUUGGCGCCAGUGCGCAGCCUUUGUCAAUGCCCAGCCGUCCGAGAUUGCCUUUGGACAGUCCACCACCGCUUUGCUACGGCUCUUGGGCCAGUCGCUGCGGCCGCAUCUCGGCUCGGAUGCAGAGAUAAUCUGCUCUACGCUGUGCCAUGAAGCCUCUGCAAGUGCCUGGAUCCAUCUUGCCCGAAGCCUAGGCAUCACCAUCAAAUGGUGGACGCCGUCACAAGAUGGGCAAGACGACCCCUGCCUCACCGUCGACUCACUCCGGCCUCUUUUGACUCCCAAAACACGCAUCGUCACUUGCAAUCACGUUUCCAACGUGGUGGGCACGAUACAUCCCAUCCGAGAGCUGGCCCGCCUCGUUCAUACCAUCCCUGGCUGCGUCAUCGCCGUGGACGGCGUUGCCUGGAUCCCCCAUCGGCCCGUUGAUGUCAAAUUUCUCGACGUCGAUUUCUACUGUUUUAGUUGGUACAAGGUAUUCGGGCCGCACAUGGCGCAGCUAUACGCACACCGGCGGGCACAGGAUCGUUACAUGACGAGCAUCAACCAUUUCUGGCGCGACCACGCCACGCUUGACGGCAAAAUCCACCUGGGGGCGGCUUGCUUCGAGCUGGAAGCAAUGUGUGGCCCCAUCGCCAAGUAUCUGGGGGAUCUUGGAUGGGACGCCAUCAUCCAGCAUGAGACGGUCUUGACCAAAGUCAUGCUGGACUAUCUCCUCAGCCGACCCACGGUAUAUCGAGUGUUUGGGAAGCAUACGGCAGAUCCGAGUCAUCGAGUGUCGAUUGUGGUAUUCGAGGUGCUUGGGCGGCAGUCCAGUGACAUUGUCAUGCAGGUUCAUGUUCGCGACCGGUUCCGGAUCACCUGGGGCGAUUGCUGGGCGCCACGGCCAACAUUUGACGUUCUGAGGCCGCACAGCGACGGCAUCAUCCGCGUCAGCUUUGUUCACUAUAAUACCGUGGCCGAGGUCCAGGGGUUGUGCGCUGAGCUGGAGGAUAUAACGUCCACUAAAGGUGCGCAUGUUACAGAAAGGGGGGACUCGGAAUCUAAUGUGUUGCACGGAUGA
Molecule: messenger RNA, 1392 nt
Organism: Metarhizium robertsii ARSEF 23
Lineage: Eukaryota; Fungi; Ascomycota; Sordariomycetes; Hypocreales; Clavicipitaceae
Product: NRPS-like enzyme
Exons: 3
Coding region: 1-1392 (463 amino acids)
Source: RefSeq, a predicted model, not a curated record